CCCCAGGACCUAAUCAGACAGAGGUGUGAGAUUUCAGAGAAAUCUCAAAUGAGAAAAGCCACAACACAGGGAGGAGACACUGGUUAAAAGACCAGAGGGAAGUAGCAGCCACUCAGAUCUGGGCAGCUUUCCUGCAGAGAUGGUCCUGCUCCUGCUCCUGGCGGCCCUUCUUCUGUCCCCCACUGGGGAGGCAGGGAAAAUCAUCGGGGGCCAUGAGGCCAAGCCUCACUCCCGUCCCUACAUGGCAUAUCUUCAAAUACACACUGCAGAGAACAUUUUGAUCUGUGGGGGUUUCCUCGUGCGUGGGGACUUCGUGUUGACAGCAGCUCACUGCCUGGGAAGCUCAAUCAACGUCACCCUGGGGGCACAUAACAUCAAGAAGCAGGAGAGGACCCAGCAGGUCAUCGCAGUGAGAAGAGCCAUCCCACACCCACGCUAUAAUGACAAGACUUGGACCAACGACAUCAUGUUACUGCAGCUGAAAAGGAAAGCGAAAGUGACCACCGCUGUGAGCCCCAUCAGUCUACCCAGGGACUGGGAUACGGUGAAUCCAGGGAUGCUAUGCAGUGUGGCUGGCUGGGGGCGACUUGACGUGGAUAUGUCCCACCCAAAUAAACUACAGGAGGUAGAGCUUGAAGUCCAAAGUGCCGAGAAAUGCACCUCUCGCUACAAAUAUUACAGAACCACCACCCAGAUAUGUGCAGGGGACCCAGGAAAGAGGAAGAGUUCCUUUAAGGGUGACUCCGGGGGCCCACUUGUGUGUAAUGGUGUGGCCCAAGGCAUUGUGUCCUAUGGAACAAAGGAUGGGACACCUCCAAGGGUCUUCACCAGAAUCUCAAGCUUUCUGCCUUGGAUCCAAACAACAAUGAAACAGUACGAACUUCAGGGACCAGACUGAGGUUUCUCCAAGGACUGAUCUGUCCAUUUUCCCUGGGAUGGAGGCACUGGGCAAAGUGGUUAGAAGCUAGGCUGCCUGAAACUUAAUAAACUUCCAUCUCUUGAGCAGAAA
This is a messenger RNA of Dama dama (fallow deer), 1009 nucleotides long. RefSeq names its product mast cell protease 1A-like. Lineage: Eukaryota; Metazoa; Chordata; Mammalia; Artiodactyla; Cervidae. The coding region runs from base 140 to 898 and encodes 252 amino acids. Gene Ontology annotation, cellular component: cytoplasm; intracellular membrane-bounded organelle. Gene Ontology annotation, biological process: proteolysis. Gene Ontology annotation, molecular function: serine-type endopeptidase activity. The transcript has 5 exons. The record is from RefSeq and is a predicted model, not a curated record.